AUGUCUUCUUCUCUUGAGCAGCUCAAGGCCACCGGCACCGUCGUGGUCUGCGACUCUGGUGACUUUGCCACCAUCGGCAAGUACAAGCCCCAGGAUGCCACCACCAACCCCUCCUUGAUCCUGGCUGCCUCCAAGAAGCCUGAGUAUGCUGCCCUCAUCGACGCUGCCGUCGCCCACGGAAAGCAAAAGGGCAAGACCGUUGACGAGCAGGUCGAGGCCACCCUGGACCGCCUGUUGGUUGAGUUCGGCAAGGAGAUUCUGAAGAUCAUUCCCGGCAAGGUCUCUACUGAGGUUGAUGCCAAGCUCUCCUUCGACACCCAGGGUUCCGUCGACAAGGCCCUUGAGAUUAUUAAGCUGUACGAGGAGAACGGUAUCUCCAAGGACCGUGUCCUGAUCAAGAUCGCCUCUACCUACGAGGGUAUCAAGGCCGCCCACAUCCUGCAGUCCAAGUACCAGAUCAACUGCAACCUUACCCUGAUGUUCUCCCUCGUCCAGGCCAUCGCCGCCGCUGAGGCCGGUGCCUUCCUCAUCUCUCCCUUCGUCGGCCGUAUCCUGGAUUGGUUCAAGGCCGCUCACAAGCGCGACUUCACCCCCCAGGAGGACCCCGGUGUCAAGUCCGUCGAGGCCAUCUUCAACUACUACAAGAAGCACGGAUACAAGACCAUUGUCAUGGGUGCCUCGUUCCGCAACGUUGGUGAGAUCACCGAGCUUGCUGGCUGCGACUACCUGACCAUCUCCCCCAACCUCCUUGAGGACCUGUACAACUCCACCGAGGCCGUGCCCAAGAAGCUCGACUCCGCCAACGCUGCCAACCUUGACAUCCCCAAGCGCGAGUACCUCAACAACGAGGCCUCUUUCCGCUUCGACUUCAACGAGGAGGCCAUGGGUGUUGAGAAGCUCCGUGAGGGUAUCUCCAAGUUCGCCGCCGAUGCCGUUACUCUCAAGGACCUCCUCAAGGCCAAGAUCCAGGCUUAG
Messenger RNA from Penicillium verhagenii, 975 nucleotides. Its product is annotated as sedoheptulose-7-phosphate:D-glyceraldehyde-3-phosphate transaldolase TAL1. The record is from RefSeq and is a predicted model, not a curated record. Gene Ontology annotation, biological process: pentose-phosphate shunt, non-oxidative branch; carbohydrate metabolic process; pentose-phosphate shunt. Gene Ontology annotation, cellular component: intracellular anatomical structure; cytoplasm. Gene Ontology annotation, molecular function: transaldolase activity. Lineage: Eukaryota; Fungi; Ascomycota; Eurotiomycetes; Eurotiales; Aspergillaceae. The transcript has 4 exons. Bases 1 to 975 code for a protein of 324 amino acids.